CUUGCAUGGCUUCCCUGGCUGAGCUGGGGGGCUGGGACACCCCCAGGCUCUGUGCUGGGGGUAGUGGGGUGGGUUACUGCCAGUCGUCCUUGGCACCCAAGGAAUGUGGUGAGCCCCUUGCUGUCUCUGCUGUUGUGCCCUGGAGAGAGAAAGGGGCAUGGUGGUCACCAUCAGAGGAAUCCUGCUGGAAUUAGUGUUGGGCAGUUGUUCACAAACUCCUACCAGUGUGUCCCAGUCAGCAGCAGCUCCAUGAGAUGCCCCAACAUGCUGUGGCUGGGAGCCUGUGCCUUGCGGUCUCUCACUCCUGAUGCUCCUCCAAGAGCAUCUUCGCCCCUAUCCCUGCCUGGACAUGUCCAGUGCUGGCCUUUCCCAGGAGCCAGCCGGCCCCAGGGAGGGGCAGCCACGCGGUCCCUGUGCUCCUGCAGGCCUCAAGCACCGGCGCGAGGUGGCCGGGAAAAGCGCCAUCUUCAGCGGGGAGCACUUCGUCCUGGAGGAGACCGACUGGUACCUGCUCAACCUCUUCCGCCUCUGGUGGCACUAUGGCAUCAGCUUCCUGCGCCUGCAGAUGUGGGUGGAGGAGGUGAUGGAGAAGUUCAUGAGGAUCUACAAGUACCAGGCACACGGCUACGCCUUCUCCAGCCUGGAGGAGCUGCUGCGCUCGCUGGGGGGCGAGGCCUUCGUGAACAUGACCCGGCGCUCGGUGGCCGAGUCCCUGCUGGAGGUCGGUGUCACCCAGCGCUUCGUGGACGACGUCAUCGCCGCCGUCCUGCGCUCCAGCUACGGCCAGUCCGUGCUGGUGCCCGCCUUCGCAGGGGCCAUGUCGCUGGCGGGAGCCCAGGGCAGCACCUGGGCGGUGGAAGGAGGGAAUAAGCUGGUGUGUUCAGGUCUGCUGAAGCUGACCAAAGCUAAUGUCAUCUCUGCCAGGGUGACAGGCAUCUCCCUGCACAGCUCGGAGGGGAGAGCCCUGUACCAGGUCCACUACGAGAGCACCGAAGGCCAGGGCUCGGCUUUCUACGACCUGGUGGUGCUGACGACUCCGCUGCAUCCCAGCAGGACCAACUUCACCUUCGACAACUUCCACCCCCCCGUCGCCGACUUCCCCGGAGCCUUCCAGCCCUCCGUCACCUCCGUGGUGCACGGCUACCUCAACUCCUCCUACUUCGGCUUCCCCGACCCCAAGCUGUUCCCUUUCACCAGCAUCCUCACCACCGACACCCCCGACCUCUUCUUCCACGCCAUGGACAACAUCUGCCCCGUCAACAUCUCGGCGGCGUUCCGGCGCAAGCAGCCGCAGGAGGCGGCGGUGUGGCGCGUGCUGUCCCAGCAGCCGCUGGACAAGCCCCAGCUGAAGACCCUCUUCAGGUCCUACUACUCGGUGCAGGUGGCGGAGUGGCAGACGUACCCGCGCUACGACGCCGCCAAGGCGCUGCCGCCCAUCGUGCUCCACGAGAACCUCUUCUACCUCAGCGGCGUGGAGUGGGUGGCCAGCUCCAUGGAGAUGACAGCGGUGGCCGCCAAAAACGUGGCGCUGCUGGCUUACAACCGCUGGCAUCAGGAGCUGGAGAAGAUCGACCAGAAGGACUUGAUGCACAAGGUGAAGACGGAGCUGUGACGCCCGCGAGGGGUGGUGGGCCAGGAGCUUUGGUGUGUGGUAGUUUGGGGAGUAUUUAUUGCCUUGGGGAGGCCGGGGGGGGCUGGGGGACAAGGGACAGGCUGUGUCCCGGUGACUUGAAAGCCUUCAGGAAUACAGUUCCUGCCCAGUG
Molecule: messenger RNA, 1763 nt
Organism: Pyrgilauda ruficollis (rufous-necked snowfinch)
Lineage: Eukaryota; Metazoa; Chordata; Aves; Passeriformes; Passeridae
Gene: PCYOX1L
Product: prenylcysteine oxidase 1 like
Exons: 4
Coding region: 308-1612 (434 amino acids)
Biological process (GO): prenylated protein catabolic process; prenylcysteine catabolic process
Molecular function (GO): prenylcysteine oxidase activity
Source: RefSeq, a predicted model, not a curated record